This is a messenger RNA of Momordica charantia (bitter melon), 3479 nucleotides long. RefSeq names its product BTB/POZ domain-containing protein. The record is from RefSeq and is a predicted model, not a curated record. Gene Ontology annotation, molecular function: protein binding. Lineage: Eukaryota; Viridiplantae; Streptophyta; Magnoliopsida; Cucurbitales; Cucurbitaceae.
UACAAAUCUGGGGCAAGCGUAUCAGGAUUCGGCCCCCUUACAUUCGUCCUUUGCUGUGAAUCAUGUCUAUGAUCAGCAACAUUCCCUAAACUUCUUCUUCUUCUCGGAGAUUCAUGCGUAUGGAAACCCAGUAUUCUGUUUCACAUUCUUACACUUCGGCGAUGAAGAUGACCAUUCCGCCGUCCCAGCAUGCCGACAAUGACCGGAGCACCACCGAGCUUCGCGCCUUGGACUGCAACCUCACCUCCCUCUGCGACCACAUCCAGAUUGAGGGGUUCAAUUCCGGCGCAUUCUCUGACAUCGUCGUCCACGCCAUGGGUUCCACGUACCACCUCCAUCGCCUAAUUCUCUCGCGCAGCUCUUACUUCAGGAAUAUGCUCCAUGGGCCGUGGAAAGAAGCCAGUGCUCCUGUUCUAACUUUGCAUGUUGAUGAUAAAAAUGUCAAUGGGGAAGCAAUUGCAAUGGCUUUGGCGUAUCUGUAUGGACAUCACCCUAAGUUGAAUGAUAAUAAUGCGUUUCGUGUCCUCGCUGCUGCUUCUUUUCUUGACCUUCAGGAUUUGUGUUCGAUAUGCACUGAUUUUAUUAUAGCUGAACUGUGGACUACAAAUUUCUUGGCUUACCAGGUAUUUGCGGAGAGCCAAGAUUAUGGAAUACAUGGCGAACGUGUAAGAAAUGCUUGCUGGGGUUACCUUUGUCAAAGUGGUGCCGUGGAAUUGAAAGAGGUGCUUCCAAAGCUUUCAUCUCAGACCUUGUAUGCCUUGCUGACCUCUGAUGAAUUAUGGGUGCCUAGCGAAGAGAAACGGUUUGAACUUGCAUUGUAUACAUUCCUCACUAAAGGCGCCCAUUGCAAGGAGGAAGCUUCUGAGCCAGUUUGUUCCAGCUCUGAGACUGAACCUGAGAAUUCUAAGACACAAGAAAAUUGUUCGAAAGAUACCUCUAAUGAAAGAUUGGAAUCUGAGCUUGGACAUUUAAGUUUGAAGGAUGGGCUAGACGUCCAUGAAACUGCUCAUAAUCUUCUAGUGGAGCUUUCAGAUUGUGUGGUUGACUUCCAAACAAGAGCCUCCAAUUCUAAACAGAAGAUGCAACAAGCUACAUACUCUGAGUCAAAUUUAGAACCACCAUGUUUGUGCAAUGUGGAAGGGUCGUCAUCUUUAAAUAAUUCAUUCUCUGAUACGAAUAGAAUUCUAAGCUCAUGUUCCUAUAUCAACUUACCAAUUACGGUUGGAGUUAGUGGACUUGGUGCAAGUGGCGUUGCUAUGGAAGGGCCAUCAGAAGAAGGCUGCUAUCAAUUGGAUAACAAUACUUGGCUUGCCAGGGACCAAACAAGACAUUGUUCUUCUGUGAACUCUUCUACCAAUGGACUCCCUACAAAUGAUUGGGGAAGAUGUGGCAUGCCGGCUGUUUCAUGGGGUGGCAGGGUUGUAGGUAGAAGGCAACUUAAAAGUUAUGCUAAAGGCAACUUGGGUGCAAGAGGAGAGGAUUAUGAUGUUUUUGAUAGUUUAUUUGAAGGGGGUUCACUUUUGUACUGCAACAUGAAUUUUGAAGCACUUCUUAAUAUGAGAAAACAACUCGAGGAGUUGGGUUUCCCUUGCAAGGCUAUAAAUGAUGGUCUUUGGCUGCAGAUGCUUUUAAGGCAAAGGGUACAAGAGAUUGUUGCUGACACAUGCAAAAAUUGCUGCCUUACAAGUUUAGCAUGUGCAUGCCGGCAGCCAUUUGCAUUUGCACGGGGAGUCAAUGCCUCAGGAUAUUAUAUCAAUGAGCAUGAUCAGAACAGUUCUCCUGGCAAUGUGGGAAACAUAUAUGUUGCAGAAUCUUCUCAAGGUGAAGGAAAUGGCCCUUUCAGACCUGUCCGAGUGCAUGUUAGAGGACCAAUUGAAGGGCUUGCUGGAAUUGGACGUGGAGCCACUUUUGUGCCGGCGAGUGCCUGGCCUCCAACACGUUUUGUCUACUCCCGUGUGUCUAUUGGCAUGGGCAACAGAAAUUGUCAUCAAUCCCUUGCUAAUGAUGAUUCAGAAGCUAGAGCUGAUCACAGUGGAGACUUGUCUGGAGAUGGGUUGACGGCAUUGGUUGGUUUGAGCCAAGGAGGCAGCGGCAGUAUGAAUGGGCAGGGAGAACCAACAGAGAGAGGAUAUGAGAUGGAACUGCAGAGCAGAAUGUCUGGAACCUCCAUGGCAGGUCCAAGUGCCACUGGUAUUCCUGUUCAGAUGCUUCAAGCAUCAGAUCAUGCCCUUGGAAUUGAGUGGGAGAAUGAAAACAGUUCAAUUGCAUUGGAUAUGAAAACACCUUUAAGUCACUUCCCCCCUUUUCGCUUUGGCGUGCAAUUUGAGGACGUGCAUAGGCUUAAUGAUGGUCAAGUCAAGCACUCACCUGAGUUUUUCUAUGCUGGUUCUCUAUGGAAGGUCAGUGCUCAGGCUUUUAACGAUGAAGACCCACAAGGACGACGAACUCUAGGAUUAUUUCUUCACAGGCGGAAGGCAGAAAUAUCUGAUUCUCUCAGAAAGGUACAUAUGUUUGUGGAUUCUCGCGAAAAAGUUACCGCACGAUAUCAGUUAAUAUGUCCAUCAAAGAGGGAGGUGAUGGUAUUUGGAAGCUUCAAACAGACAGGUACUCUUCUACCGAAAGUUCCCAAGGGAUGGGGUUGGCGAACGGCCCUCCUAUUCGAUGAGCUUGCGGAUUUUCUUCAACACGGAGCCUUGAGGGUGGCUGCCGUUGUGCAGCUAGUUUGAGAAGUGGUAUGUAUCUUGUAUUUAGUAUUACUAUGGUGCCCCCACAGUAGUUUUUUCUUCUUUCGAGAGUUGCCCCUAAAGUUGAGCGCGAGCCUGUCAAUAAUACAUCUUUGGAAAGCAAAAUGCAUAUGUGGUCUAAAAGUGUGUGAAAUGAAAAUGCUUUGCUUUGGUCUUUUAAGUUUCAAAAUUAGACAGUUCAACAUCUGGAGUUUGAUCAAUGGUUCAAAUUGGUCUCUGGUAUUAGUUUCUUUUUUUCGAGUGACACUAAUGAAAAAGUGAGUAAACCAUCUAGGUUUGGGUUGUCUAGUAGUUGCGUAGGGGGACAAGUAAAAAAUAACAGGACUUAGGGAGGACGAGUUCAAAUGUCAUGGUAGUCACUUACCUUAAAACUUGUAUAUACAAAAUGUCGUAGGAUCAGAUUAGUUGAAGAUUGUGCGGUUGGCUUUUCUGAGAUAGGGAGAGUUUUUAGGGGGACAGAACAAGGAAGGAAAAAAAGGCCACAUAAGUAAAUAUAUAAAACUUGUAUAUUAUUUAAAGCCAAUAUAUCAUCAUUUACUUUAUUCAGCCAUUUCUUCAUUAGUGGCACUGACAGAAACAGUACUUUCAGAGACCAUUAUGAAUCAUUCUUUUAAAUUCCAAGAGUUAAAUGUCACAUUUUUAAAACUUAGGUUGGGAAAAUUUACUAGUACUGUAGCCUGUUCAGGACAAAGAUUGUAAUCGAAGAUAUAUACUAUAUAGUAUUGAAUCUAUUGA